Molecule: messenger RNA, 1404 nt
Organism: Besnoitia besnoiti
Lineage: Eukaryota; Apicomplexa; Conoidasida; Eucoccidiorida; Sarcocystidae
Exons: 3
Coding region: 1-1404 (467 amino acids)
Biological process (GO): electron transport coupled proton transport; mitochondrial electron transport, cytochrome c to oxygen
Cellular component (GO): membrane
Molecular function (GO): cytochrome-c oxidase activity; heme binding
Source: RefSeq, a predicted model, not a curated record
AUGAUUACCGUGAUAUUGAAAUCCAACACUUUUAGCUGUCUUAAGCAGUCCAGUGGGGUGGUGGUGUACUGCAAUCAUAAAGAACUUGGUUGUCUGUAUCUCAUAACCGGAGUCAUCUUCAGUAUUCUAGGAACUAUAAUGUCUUUGUUUAUUCGAUUUGAGUUAUACAGUUCUGGAUCGCGGAUCAUUUGUACAGAGACGAUAGCUACUUAUAAUGUGAUAAUAACGAUACAUGGCCUAGCUAUGAUCUUUAUGUUCUUAAUGCCUGCUUUGUACGGAGGAUAUGGUAACUUCUUUGUACCAAUAUAUAUUGGUGGUUCGGAAGUCGUUUUCCCAAGAACUAACGCGAUCUCCUAUUUUCUAGUACCAUUAGGUUCUGUGUUGUUAACUCAAAGUAUUUGUUCCGAGUUUGGUAGUGGUCUUGGUUGGACAAUGUAUCCUCCACUAAGUACUAGCUUGAUGGUGUUAAAUCCAGAGGCAACUGAUUGGAUUAUCGGAGGUCUUGCAGUACUAGGAAUUAGUAGUAUUUUAAGUUCUAUUAACUUCCUUGGUACUUGCGUCUUCAUGGGUUCUAAUGCUGGUGCUAAGAACUAUAUUCUAUAUAUCUGGGCUAUCAUAUUUACUGCCCUUAUGUUAGUCUUCACUCUACCUAUUCUUACUGGUGGAUUAGUUAUGAUCCUUCUUGAUCUACACGUAAACACUGAAUUUUAUGAUUCUAUGUAUUCUGGUGAUAGUGUACUUUAUCAACAUCUAUUCUGGUUCUUCGGACAUCCAGAGUAUACAUCUAAUUUAACCAUGCUUUGGUUUGUAGUCCUGCAAGACAUUAUCUAUAAUACUGAAGAUGACUCCGGUUAUGAGAUACAGACAACCAAGUUCUUUAUGAUUGCAGUACACCACCACCCCACUGGACUGCUUAAGACAGCUAAAAGUGUUGGAUUUCAAUAUCCUACACAUUUAAGAUUAUUCCACAUCGGUUAUGUUCUAGGCGUAAUAUAUGGAUUCUUGUUCUCACUCAUCUUAACAGCGAGAGAAAACUACUACUCAGAUGCUAGUCUAAUCAGUAGCAUCGUACUUGGAGUUAUCAUCUCUGAGACAGGAUUAUUUAUCAGCUUUUUCUGGGGAGUAUAUACUACGAGUUGGACUACUGGUUUAGAUCUUGAAGGUCUUUGUUUACCGGAUCCAAGUUCUCUUGUGCUUUUCAUGACCAUCAUGUUAAGUGCAUUAAGUAUAGUGGUAUCCAGCGUAUAUUUGAAAAACCAACAUUUGUAUACAAGCUGUACGAAUAUCAUGACAUUCACUUUGGUAGUCGCCUUCUUAAUGUUAGUCUCACCUCCAUGUCGGCUCAUUACUCCCUUGUUAUUGAACAAGAUUCAGUUAGGAACGCUAGUUCACCGUCAGAUGUAA